Messenger RNA from Menidia menidia (Atlantic silverside), 3246 nucleotides. NCBI's taxonomy places the organism in Eukaryota, Metazoa, Chordata, Actinopteri, Atheriniformes, Atherinopsidae. The record is from the annotation of a GenBank genome assembly.
CACAUUGUACUAGCACAUCCUCUUGUCCAGCAGGGAGCGGAAAACUCUCCUUGCAACAUGGUUCCCUUUCUCUCUCCCACCUCUCGUUUGCCAGGACCAGAACUCUGGCAACCAACUAGAGCAUUGUGUCUUCUUGGCGAAGAAGAGGGAUAGGGACAGACAGGGCAAAAAAAUGAGGGAGACAGAAAGGUGAAGAUGACAUACGGACAUGGGGGGGGUGGCUGAGAACCUUACCAUCAAUCUCCUAAGAGCUAAGAGCGCGUCUUCGUACAAAGGAGAAACUUCCUGACGAAAAACAAACGUGAACACUGUCAGUGUUUUGCUCUCCCUCUGAUGACGCGUAUUUUUAAAGUGCUUUUUGAAAAUAAGAAUCUCUGAUCUCUGAAGAGUUUCAUGACAGGACGGGGACUUUUUUUUAUCUUUUGUCUUUUUUUUUUUUUAAAGUGCGGCCAGACAAUUUAGCUCCGGUGUCUGACCUCAGACACUGACAGACAGCUGCCGACAGGCUGCAGAGGAGUACGAGAGAACCUGAAGGAGGAGGAAGACGACGUCAAGCUCCGUGCAGAUACAUGUGCGUUCGCAGAUCAUUUGAAGUGACGGAUUUUGCCUUGACUGACGCAAGAGCACUGGAUGUCACUGUGCGUUUGCCCUUUGAUAUCAAUCCAAUCUUCAAGGAUCUGGAGCUUUCUGAAUCUUUACGAGAAUAUUUGAGUCACAUCCUCGCACAGACAGAUAGACGGACAGACUCAUAAAGUGCAGCCUCUGGAGUCUCGUUCGGAACCUAAAAUUUGCCACUCAGGAUGUACUGUGGGAGAAAUGCAGGCGUCCAACUCACAUCAAAACAUUACAGAGCCAGAGUUGACAACAGAGGAGUAGCUAUUACCUCAAGACUGUGCGCAUGUGCUCCAGCGAAAUAAGUCAGGGCUCGUAUACCCAUCAAGGGUAGGGAAGGAAGGGAAGCGCGAGUGAGGCUGCAUCAAGAUGAAAGUUUUUAGGGAGCUUUAAUGAAUCUCAAACAACUAUGUAGUGGGUGGUGUCAUGAGCUCUUAGCUAACACAUGUUUUAUGACAUUAAGCCAUAGUGAAGCUGACUAGACCUGGAUGAGGGACAUGUGGAGAUGUAAGACACACAAAAAAAAACUGAAUGCUUGCUCUGGCGACUGAUAGAUUUCAGGUUUUAUUUUUUCUACACUUAGUUCGGAAAGAGUUGAAGUACCCUGUUGGACAAGUUUUGGGUGAUAGAUUUGUGUGAAAGUGCGACAGGAUAGCUCGAAACUGACAAGGUUCCCUCAAAAGACUCCCCCAUCAUGAUGGAGAAGGUGAACCCCGCUGAUUCCCCGUCUUCACCUCAAGACCUACCUCGGCCCCCGUCGUCGUCCUCUACCUCUUCACCAUCUUGUACGUCUGCUGAGCGGCACAGCCCCCCGCACGGCCAGAUUUCAGCAUCCUUGGAUGCUCUCAGCGGGCAAAAUCCUGCGAACAAUACCGGACAGACAGACCUCUCUACCGCCAUCUCAGCUCAGUCCCCCGUCCCCCCGACGACGGCGUUGGCCAAUCACCAGGCAGAUGCAGCUACUGCACCUGAGCUUGCUGUGGAGGAGAUGGAGGAGGAGGAGGAAAAACCACAGGGAUCAGAAUGCAUGGCCACUGCAACAAAUGGGUCACCGGCUCUUUCCUCUCCACCCCCACUCCUCCCAGCACCAGCUAAAACGUCCCCCUGCCCUCCGCCGACUCCAACCUCCACCGUAGCCCUCCCUUCGCCCUCACCUCUUCCUCCUCACAUUCCAGUGAUCAGCCUUGGACACAGCAAGCCUCCUCUGCCACUCCCCAGUACACCUUUGACGGCCCUCCAUCCGAUCCCAAACCUCAUACACGGACCACACGGGGACAUUCGGCGCAGCCAGCAGACCUGCUUAACCAUGGUGGGCUCUGGAACAUCUGGAUCAUCUGGAGGUCUUGGAGGCCCCUCAACUGCUCCUUCGGGGCCCCUGAUGGCUCAGCAGUACCUGCCCGCACAUGCCUUUCUCCCAAGUUCUUACCUGGGACCUUCAGGAGGUGGUUAUGGCGUCAUCAAUAGCAGUCGUGUCAAGAGGAGGCCGUCGUCACACUUUGAGAUGGAAAUCAAUGAAUGCCCGCCUCAGAAGCUUGCCCGCCGUGUCUUCACCAACAGCCGCGAGCGCUGGCGUCAGCAAAAUGUGAACGGGGCUUUCUCCGAACUGAGGAAACUGAUCCCCACGCACCCACCUGACAAGAAGCUGAGCAAGAACGAAAUCCUGCGUCUGGCCGUCAAGUACAUCAACUUCCUCGUCACCCUGCUCAACGACCAGGCCCAGGACAAAAGCCGGGACUCGGCGGACGACGACGAGGAUGAGAGCGCAGCUGCAGGGCCGGACGGCAGCAAACGGAAGCCUCUGUUUCAGUGCGGCAAUCCGCCCACAACGGGCCAUCCCGCCGCAGUGUCCUCCCACAGGGACUCCACCGACUCAGUCAUCGCCCUGGUUAAUUCCCCGGCUACCUCCAGUUGCUACGGAGACACGGACAGUGAGGAGAGCUUCGGGGCCAAGACUUCUUUGGUGACCCAUGGCAUUCUGGAGAAGGUCAAGGGUCAGAUAAGGAUGGUGUCCGCCACAAAUGACGAGCGGUGACACCCAAAAAAAAACAGAAAACAAUACAGCGAGGAGUACAGAUGUCCCCUCCGAUGAGCUAAAAGCACCGGAUACCGAACGCUGUUUGUGGCAUUUUGCAGUUUUCAUCAGUGUGUGCUUUUUUUUUCUAAAGCAAAGACGCAAACUUUGAGUGUGAUCGUGACGCUCCAUGUGUUGCUGAUGAACCAGACUGUGGUUUAGGACUGGCUAAAGCAUUACAUUUUACAGAAUAAUGAGCCAAUUAAAUAAAUCGAAUCAAAUCAAAUGAAGCAAUAUGUUGUUUAAUAGGCCAAAUAAAAACAAAAACUAAGAGAAAUCACAAUGAUCCUGCUCUAUAAGAUGAAAAAGGUUCUAAUGUUGUCUUUUGAUUGAAAAAAUAAAUAGAUAUACACACAUGCUAAUGAACUAAAACUAAUGAGUAAAGGAAAUCUAGGUUAAUGAAUUUUGCUUUCUUGCACCCUUAAAAAUGUCCGAUAUCUCAAAAGAGGGAUUAAAAAGCUACAAAGUUGCCCUAUGAGGUGAGGUUUUCAUCUGAAUAAUCUGUCGUGUAUCAUUCCAGCUACAGUACCUUCCAAACAAAAAAAAAGAGAAAAGAAAAGAGA